This is a messenger RNA of Paramecium pentaurelia, 1247 nucleotides long. NCBI's taxonomy places the organism in Eukaryota, Ciliophora, Oligohymenophorea, Peniculida, Parameciidae. The record is from the annotation of a GenBank genome assembly.
AUGGAUAUUUUCAGUAUUUUUUCCUUUUAAUUUUUAAUUUUCAUUUACAUUAAUUAAUUAAACAAAUAACACAUCAUACAUUAUGGCUAACAAUUUGGAUUGCUAUUUAUCAAAGAUCUAUAAUAUACUCUAAUUUAUAAUAGAAUAAUAACUAUGAUAGUGUUAACGGUGUUCUAAUUGUUAAUAAUAUAUAUGGGGUUUAAGUUCUAGACAACAAUCAAACGCUAGAAAUUUAAUAGCAGCAUAAUAGCUACUACACUCUUGCACUUAUAUGUAUCAAAUUAUGCUGCAUUGAUAUAAAAGUAUAAUUAAAUAAUAAUUAUCUUAUAUUUUUUCAUUAUUGGCUAAGAGGAUAAUAUCAGAUAUAGAAUAUAUAUCAGGAGAUGUAUCAUUGCUUUAUAAUUCACCAAGUCAUAAAAAAUGGAUAAUUGGCUUUGUUUUACCAGGAUUAGGAUUGAUUGGAUGUCUCAUCCCAUCUGCACUCUUUCUACUUUUAUAGAGUUAACAGGAUAUUAUUUCGAAAAGUAUUUAAUUUAAAUGAUAGAUUUAAAUAAAUGUUUUACUAAACAUCUAUAGAGACAAACUGGAUAAGAUAAGGUUUAGAAGGCAUAUAUGUUAUUUAUUCAAUGAAUACAAUAAUCACAAUUACUUUUGGGAAUGGAUCAAAUUAUGGAAAAAAACAGUCAUUAUCAUGAUAUAUUUUGAAACAAAUAUAUUUGUAAAGGCUUCAUUGCUUGGAUUAUGUUUACUACUCUAUAAAUGAUAUGCAGGAAAAUAGAAACCUUAUAUACUUAAUAAUUUAAACGAAUUAGAUGUAUCAACUGGAUAAAUAUGUUCAAUUGCAAUAUUUUUAGCUUCAAUUAAAUAUAUAAGUGAAUAUUGUUAUUUUAAGAAUUAUUUAUUUUCUAAAAUAAGAGAAUAAAUCAACCUCUGUUUUAAUCGAAAUUAUUUUAGUUUUACUCUAUUUGAAACUAAGUUGUCCUUUUGUUAUUGAUUUAUUAAGAGUCUAUCGUAAAAAAUACAAAAUUUUGUUAUUAAGUAAUAUAUAUGAUGCAUUGAAAGUAAUAAAUUGCAAUUUAUAUUCAUUUAUUACAAAUAAUAAAAUUUUAAUUAGAAUCAUAAAAGUACUAAUUUUAUUGUUAUUAAGAUCUCUUGUGAAUUUAUUAAAUUCAUAAUCAACAUCUAGACUAGCAAUGUUAGGCCUUGAUUAGAAAGCAUAAAAGAUAAUUAGAUUAGAAAAAAACUGA